Molecule: messenger RNA, 2766 nt
Organism: Micropterus salmoides (largemouth bass)
Lineage: Eukaryota; Metazoa; Chordata; Actinopteri; Centrarchiformes; Centrarchidae
Product: kelch domain-containing protein 10-like
Exons: 10
Coding region: 154-1404 (416 amino acids)
Biological process (GO): positive regulation of stress-activated MAPK cascade
Molecular function (GO): protein binding
Source: RefSeq, a predicted model, not a curated record
UGGCUGUGACGCUGCAGGCAGCAGCAGGUGUGGACGGUCGGUACUGUUAUUUCUUUAUUUUGGUGUGAUUGUUGGAGCUUGCAGUCUCAUGCCACUACGCUAGGUCAGACUGAAGCGGGUUCUUGUCCAGGUCUGGGUGUGAACCCCGUCGAGAUGUCUUCGGCCGAACACGCAACCUUAAGUCAGCUCAAUACGUUUGAGAAACUGUCGUGGAGGCCCUCGGUCCGCGACUCAGGCUCCAAGAAGCGGGCACGGUGGCUUCAGGCUCGGCGCAUCUUCUCCCCUUCCUGCCCCAACCUGCGGAUCCCCAACAGGUUCCUGAGAGAAGGACACUGUGUACCUCCCGCCCGGAGCGGACACCGCUGUGUUGCAGACAGCGCCAACCUGUAUGUGUUUGGAGGCUACAAUCCAGACUUUGAGGAGGCAGGCGGGUCAGAGAAUGAUGACUACCCUCUUUUCAGAGAGCUUUGGCGGUUUCAUUUUGCCACAGCCACCUGGCAGCAGGUCCGCACAGAAGGCUACAUGCCCACAGAGUUGGCCUCUAUGUCAGCUGUUUUACACGGCAACAACCUGCUUGUGUUUGGUGGCACUGGGAUUCCAUUCGGUGAAAACAACGGCAACGACGUCCAUGUUUGCAAUGUUCAGUACAAACGAUGGAAGCUGCUCAACUGCAGAGGGAAGAAACCAAACAAGAUCUAUGGACAGGCGAUGGUCAUCAUAAAUGGCUACCUCUAUGUGUUUGGAGGGACAACGGGCUACCUUUACAGCACUGACCUGCACAGGCUGGACCUGACCACCAGAGAGUGGACCCACCUCAAACCCAACAACACACCUUCAGAUCUACCUGAGGAGAGGUACAGACAUGAACUAGCUCAUGAUGGACAGAGAAUAUACAUAUUAGGUGGUGGGACGUCCUGGACAUCAUAUCCCCUGCACAAGAUUCACGCAUAUAACUUGGAGACAAAUUACUGGGAGGAAAUAGUCACCAAACCUCAUGAAAAAAUAGGAUAUCCUGCUGCCCGCCGCUGUCACAGCUGUGUGCAGGUCAAAAAUGAGGUGUUUAUAUGUGGGGGUUAUAAUGGAGAGUUGAUCCUAUCUGACCUGUGGAAGAUCAACCUGCAAACUUUCCAGUGGAUCAAGCUGCCUGCUGUCAUGCCAGAGCCAGCCUACUUUCACUGUGCUGCAGUCACUCCGGCUGGCUGCAUGUACGUCCACGGCGGUGUUGUCAACAUGUCUGGGAAUAGGAGGACUGGCUCGCUGUACAAAGUGUGGCUGGUGGUACCCAGCCUGCUGGAACUGACCUGGGAGAAACUGCUGAAAACUUUCCCUCACGUAGCCCAGCUGUCCACGCUUCAACUGCUCAGCCUGGGACUGACACACACACUAAUUCAGCGGCUCAAGUAGACAGAGCACACAGACUGAAGGAAGCGGUAUGUGAUGCAGCAGCACUGUCACUAAAAUCACUGAAAACUUGACAAAAAAGUUCUCAAGGGGGCAAAGAAAGUGUGAUGCUGUCAUGUGGUUUAUGAAAAAAAACUGAACUUUAGUCUUUAUGUAAAUGUGUGUGUGUGUGUGUAUUUUUAUUUUUUAAUGCCAAGUGCAAUGUUUUGAGUCUCUCUGUAUGUGUGUAAGAUUUGAGUUUGCACGCAGCAGAGGCCAUGCAUCAGUGUGGACUCCUUGAUCUUGUCAUUUUGGGUCAACUAUACAGUGCACUCCUCCAAUUUUAAAUUAUAAUUUUUUAACCACAUUUCACUGUCACAGAAACUUGUGAAGCAUGAGCAGGAAGAGUUAAAUGUCCUCUUCUUGAAAGCUAAAUGAAUGUUGCUUGUGCUAGUGUACUUUUAUCUUCCAUUCAGAGGCAGAGAUCAGCUUGUUUCACUACUGCUGAAAUGACGACCCGUUGCACGCUGCUGCUACGCACACUGAGACCUAGGUUAGAUCAGUAAUUAAUGUCAAAACUGUGCUGACGUAAACUUAAUUUCCAUUUAGUUGGUUAGAAAUCGGCCAGAUCCUCUGUGAAGAGGCAGGCUGCUGAUAAAGCAUAGACGCGUUAUAACUGUGAUACCUCUUUUAACGGUCCAAUUAGGUCAAAUAUUUAAGGAAUCAUGUUUUAGCCUUGAGGAUGUUGAGUUCUACUGGUCAAAUUGAAAAUCUUCCCCUCGCUGAUCACAUUAGGCCUUUUGAGCAGAUGAAAACCCAAAAGCCAUUUUAAAACAUCUGCAACAUAGCAUCACUGUGAAUCUUCCUGUGCCUCUUGUUUAGUUAGAAAUUUAUUUAUACUAUGCUACUAACUAUAGCUCCACAGUGAUUCUACAUCCUUUUUAUUUUUUUUUAUUUUAAUAUUUUCAUUCAGUGCCUUCUGACUUCCCAAGAUAUCGCACAUCGUUUUUAUGUUUCCUUCCAUAUAUCUAUCUUUAUAAGAUUUUCAUUACUCUCUGAACUGUGUACGUUUCCUUUUCCCCCAUGUGAUUUACCUGGUGCUCUCCACAUGGGCCUAUUGCUGCUGAACCUUUCUGCUCAUGAUUUAAUCAGGAGAUGCUGCUUGCAGCUAAAGAUUUUUCAUUAACUUAAAUCCACAUUUUUUUAAAGCUAUUUAUUUUAAUCACUGUGCUGAUGUUUUUUGUUACAAAACCUUCAGUUGUAGCAGAACACGUUGCUACAUUUCUCUUUCACCUGGUUUUAUUGUCACUUUGUUGCCCACUUUAUGCCUAAACUCCAUUAAAACCUCUUUUAUACUAUAACAUAGGCUGUACUGUAAAUAUUAGA